Messenger RNA from Colletotrichum truncatum, 897 nucleotides. RefSeq lists its product as uncharacterized. Lineage: Eukaryota; Fungi; Ascomycota; Sordariomycetes; Glomerellales; Glomerellaceae. The record is from RefSeq and is a predicted model, not a curated record.
AUGGCGCCCCUACGCCGAUACCUCAGGAUCACCAAGUACUCAGUGCUCGAAUGCCGCAUCUACCUCGAUAACCCUGCCCUGGCUCAAAGUUGGCUGCUGAAUCCGAGGAACCCCAUUCUUCCCAAGGUCAUCGAGAGUGUUCGCCCGCAUGUGUUGCCGAAACUCCGCGAAGAAAAGGAACGCGAGAGAGCCAAGAAGAAAAGCUCCAAGAAGAAGUCCAUCAAGGAUGUCGUUAUUCAAGACGAGUUCGAAGUAUCCAUGUUCUUAACAGAGACCGCCACGCGCCAUUCACUACUUAAAAGGCAUAAGAAUUUUCGAGACAAAGCACCUAGCAAGUUACAGUCCAACUCUAACAAGCUCAUAAACGAAACAAAUGACGUACCCAUCGACCUGGACGCCGAAGGCCCCGAUGCUACGGUGCACAUUCGGCAGGAGAGUGAGUCCGACGAAGACGCCGACGGAAUAUCCCGUAUCCCCGCUGUCGAUGAAACAGCACGGCCUCGUCGGUCCAAAAGACAGCGCGGGGCACUUCAUGACCAAGACGCCGAGUACGACCUGCCUUCGGACGAAGAGACUGGGGGAGAUGUGUCGGCAAUUGAGGUAGACUCGGACAGUGAUGCUCCCCGCCCGUCCAAGCGCCUCAAGAAACAAACGACCGGGUCCGAUGUUGAUCAAGAAGACGACGACAAGAAGAAGAUGGCCAUGGAUGUCUCGUAUGAGGGAUUCGCCAUCUAUGGUCGCGUUCUGUGCCUCAUCGUCAAGAAACGCCAAGGUCUGAGAAUGGCAUCGUCAAGCAGUGCUGAGAAUGCCAAGAAGCCUGCUGGCCAAGCCAGCAUGGAGAAUUGGAUUACUUCAACUCAGAUGCCUAAUCCUGGAGCUGAGGAAGACGUGUUGUGA